Conger conger (European conger) is the source of this 6257-nucleotide messenger RNA. Its product is annotated as endophilin-A1-like. Gene Ontology annotation, molecular function: protein binding. The record is from RefSeq and is a predicted model, not a curated record. The transcript is spliced from 9 exons. The coding region runs from base 122 to 1171 and encodes 349 amino acids. NCBI's taxonomy places the organism in Eukaryota, Metazoa, Chordata, Actinopteri, Anguilliformes, Congridae. Gene Ontology annotation, cellular component: glutamatergic synapse; presynapse; cytoplasm. Gene Ontology annotation, biological process: synaptic vesicle uncoating.
UGAUUCCCAUUAAUUGAGAGCGUCGGAAAGCUUUCAUCGACAAAAACAACAAUAGACAGCAGUUUCAUACAAAUACGCAUAGUAGCUGGUUUUUACAAAGUGAACUGGUUAAUCAGAAACCAUGUCUGUUGCAGGACUGAAGAAACAAUUCCACAAAGCCACUCAGAAAGUGAGCGAGAAAGUUGGAGGUGCUGAGGGAACCAAACUCGAUGAUGACUUCAAAGAAAUGGAAAAGAAAGUGGACACUACCAGCAGGGCAGUGUUAGAAAUAAUGACCAAAACAACAGAAUACCUACAGCCCAACCCAGCAUCGAGGGCCAAGCUGAGCAUGAUCAACACCAUGUCCAAAAUCAGGGGCCAGGAGAAGGGCCCGGGGUACCCCCAGGCGGAGACCGUGCUGGGGGAGGCCAUGCAGAAGUUCGGCAGGGAGCUCGGGGAGGAGUCCUGCUUCGGUCUCGCUCUCAUUGAUGCUGGAGAGGCCAUGCGAGAACUUGGUGAGGUUAAGGACGCACUUGACAUGGAGGUGAAGCAAAACUUCAUCGACCCUCUGCAGAAUCUACACGAUAAAGACCUCAAGGAGAUACAGCACCACCUUAAGAAAAUGGAAGGUCGACGCCUUGACUUUGAUUACAAGAAGAAGAGGCAAGGCAAAGUGCAGGAUGACGAGAUCAAGCAAGCCCUGGAGAAGUUUGAUGAAUCCAAGGAGAUUGCUGAACAGAGCAUGUUUAACCUGUUAGAAAGUGAUAUCGAACAGGUCAGUCAGCUCUCCGCCUUGGUCCAGGCCCAGGUGGAGUACCAUCGGCAGGCUACUGAGAUCCUGCAGCAGCUCUCUAGCAAAAUGGAGGACAGAAUACGGGAGGCCUCCAGCAAGCCCAGGAGAGAGUUUGUCCCGAAGCCUCGCAUGGUGAUGGACUUCACUCCCAGUGAGAACCACAACGGAGGAAUAACAAACAGCGGCACUGCCAAGUCCCCCGCCCCAAUGGACCAGCCCUGCUGCCGAGCGCUCUAUGACUUUGACCCCGAAAACGAGGGCGAGCUGGGCUUCAAAGAGGGCGAUGUCAUCACCCUGACAAACCAGAUCGACGACAACUGGUACGAGGGCAUGCUGCAUGGCCAGUCGGGCUUCUUCCCCAUCAACUACGUGGAUAUCCUGGUGCCCCUGCCCCAUUAACUGCCCCAUCGUACCCCAGGGGGCAGUUAAGACCUACACAUCGGCUUCUCCCAGCAUCUGUGCUACUGCUUCCACAAAGUUUCUGUUGAUAGCCACAAAGGAGACAGACAAAGAUGACAAAGGCGACACAGGUUAAUACGUACACCUGCAACAUGAUGGUGGUAAUCGUUUCUCGUUUUUGUAUCCUAAAACAUUACCGUAAGAUCAGUGUAUGAUCUUGUUGACUUAUAUGAGAAGUAUUUACCUUUUAUUUUUUCACAGAUGUAUUUUUUUCUCAGAAGCUGACAAGAAUACAAUGUCCCUGUCUUAUUUCAUUUUUAAAGUGUCAAGCUGGUUGGAUCUUGUUCGAUGUAGAAAUAGAUAUCGCGCAUUUGUACUAUGUUAAAAAAAAAUAGUUUUGUGAAUCUGAAACAGGGGGCUGUGGGGUCUUGGAAAAGGCUAUUGGAGGAGUUUUGUGAGGCAUGUACUAUUUAUUUUUGACCAGCAAUUUUCUUAGCUUUAUGCAAUUCAGCAUUUAGUAAAGGACGGAAAUGGAAAACCUUAGUUUUAUCCUCAUGAGGUGUCUUCUUGCAUGCUGGGACAAACUAAAGUUGAAGAGUACCCCUGUGAACAUGUGAAAUACUAUCUGGUAACAAAAUGUUGUAUGUGAAUAUAGACCUGUCUUUUUUCAUAUUUAUUGAUCCCAUUGCUGACUCCACUGGCCUUGGUCGGUGAAAGGCAAAGCAUUCUGGUUUAAACUGUGGGAGUGUAUUUCAUUGUGUUCAAACCUAUUGCUAGCCUCCCCAGGAAGCAUCCCAACAACAGAUAUGUUCCCUAUCCACACUGAUGCAUGGCAGAUUGGAAAUGUCCCUUCCAUGAUAUGCUGUGACACCAACGAUAGUCGCGUGAGUGAAGCUCUCCAUAACACGUAUGCAUGUUCCUCACUCACUUUCGUCUGAUACUUACUGAUACUGGACUGCAAUAAAUAUUUUUACACCGCCUGCAUAGUUUUGGCAAAUGGCAACUUGAGUUUUCAUGGCUUCGUACUUAGGUGACUUUAUUGGUCAAUUCUACCUUACUCAUUGUAGUAUUUACAGAUCAGCUCUUAGAAACGCAUACUGUAGAGCAGGAUGUUGUUGUGUAACUAGUUAGCCAACUAGAGACAAAAUCAAAGUAUUUGCAAAAGUUCUGGAGUCUAUCUGUGAGUAAAUGAGCAAUUAGCUAUUUGACAAGCUAAAUUAUAGAUCUCAGUGACUUGAAAUUGGGAUAAAAUAUGCAAGCAGGGAGCUCAGCUUCAAAUCUUCAUGACACAAAUGAGCACGGAGAACUGAUUUUGCUUGCAACUAUGACAGUACUGAAUAAAUACUGUUAUUUCUGCCUAAAGUGCUUUUACCACACUGAGUACUAGGUAUUUUAAACUGCAUUUGAACUGAGCCUACAGACUCUAAUGUAUAGAUGAGUUUAGUCUCAUGGAAAUUAAGAUUCAUUAGUAGGGCCGUUGUGGGGCUGGGGUAAGAUAAAGUUCUAUGGUCUGGGUACUUUUAGGUCCAUGGGAGUCUUGCUCAUCACUCUGAAUAUUGUUUAAAAUGUAAAAUGACAUCUAAAGGUCAUGUUUCAAAUGGAAGUUAAAAUGUAUGUAAUAUAUUAAAUAUAUGUAAUUGCCAUUUUUUAUAAAUGUAACGAUAUUCACAUGGUAAUAGCAUAUAUGGUAAAAUGAUACAUUUUUGGCUACUGUCUGUAUUCAUGUCGGAAAAUAGUUGCCUUUUUUAAAACUUAAAAAGGCAAUACGCAAAUGUCUACAUUGGUUUUCCUGCACACAGUCAACAUACAGUGCAACAUUGCUCUUUAAUCAGGUGAAUUGACUUCACAGUGAUAAUUUUAUGAUGAAAGCUAAAAUAAUAGCAAAUCUGAACACAACAAUAUGAAGCAUACAAUGGUCAAAACUAUGAUUUAUUGUUUAAUAAGUAAGGACCGUUUAUUUUUUCUUUUCAGAUUUAUUGCACUGACAUUGAAACAGGCUACUGUUGUCAUUUCAGAUGCUGACUCUUAAUCGUCUGUCUGUCUGUGAGGCUGGACUAUAUUUAGCCAAUGUUCUGCUUGUUCUAAAAACAGAUUUAUCACUGGAUAAACUAGCUUUUUGGAAUGGAGAAAGAGUGUAGUUCUAUGUAGAAGAAAUACAGAAAAUAAAUGGGUCUACCAGCCAGAUGCCUCAAUCAAGUGUGAAUUAUACUUUUCUAUUUUAUUUAAUAGAUGUUUCUGAUGAGUAGUGUUGAGAGUUGGCUUGGCCUGCUUGGUGAUUAUCUCUCUCACAUACUGUAGCUCAGCAUUCAGACUGUACAGAUGAACAGAAACCCAAAACCCAAAAAUGUUUUAGUUUCUUUCCGUAUUUUUUAUUUCUCAGGUAUUUAAGUGCAUUUCAAAGUGAGUGUAAUGUUCUGCCACUGCAGCCUCCUUCUUAGCAUAAUUUGACAAUUAGCAUCUCUCGUUUACUAUGGAGAUUAUAUUCAUUUGAGAAGGCUGUGGUGAAAAGCCAUUUUGAAAUAACAUUCCCGUCCAAUCAGAGACUGCCAUGAGUACCUGCAUUUGAACACCAAGUAGACUGCAAUGGCUACCACUGAGCUGUCCUGUUGUGUCGUUAGCGUGAUGCUGCAGAGUGUGUUUGGUCACACAAGGACUAUUUUAAUUGGGAACACAUACACACUAAGAAGUUUAUAAAACAUGUGUUAUUUCCCCCAUUAAGAGAUACCCACCAGUGCCUGAGUCAACAGCAUUGUACACUCCAGUGCGCAUGUGUGGACCAAUAUAACCGGACCAAUAAAGAGUUAUGUGACCUUGGAGUAUACACCUAAAUCAACUAUUUUUUAACUUAUUAAUGUGCUUGUGAAGAGACCCUCACAUGAAGAUGUAUAAAUACAAAAAAAAAAAAAAGAAUGGUGUUGCGCCUUCCAUUGAGUUAAUGACAGUGCCAUGAAAAUGAAAAAGGGCAGUAGAUAAUAAUGGUUACAGAUUGUUGGUUAUUUUGCCCACAUCACUUCAUUGACCUUAGCACAUUUGUAUAUUAUUAUUGCAUUGUUAAUGAAUCACUACUUGUUUAUUUACACUGGUUUAGAUGUUAAAUAUUUUAAGUAUAAACAUGAUUCCUGCUCAGAAGUCACUGCUGAUCCAAAACAAUCUGAAUAUGAAUAUGAACUGAAUAUGUUUUGCAAUAUGAGUAAAUGCUUUAAGUGUGCUCUUGACUGAGACCCUUAGCAGCAUGUGUUCAUCAGUGUUGUGAUAAAAAUUGUAUUAGCUUAUGUAAAUGCAUUUUCCCUGCACUCCAAAAUGUUAAAAAUGAGCCUGUUUUUUAUCCUUACUGAGUUACCUUAGAACCCUGAAAAUAUAAAUUUAUGUGAAAUUACUGAAAUAUAAUAAGCAAGUAUUACAUGUAUGAUCACUAAAUGGAGUUAUAUACAGAAUAUGGAUAUAUAUGUGUUAGUGUGUGGUCAGUUUGACCUCCAGAGAAACUUGAAUCAUUUUCUCCCACAACAUGUUUUACUAAUUACCAGUGAAAAGACAAGUGAAGGAGUGUAAGACAAAUUACUUGUAAUGUCAAUAAUGUACAUUGUUUUUCCAAACUUAAAAACAUUGCAUUAUUAAUUAUUCACCUGGCUUAUAAACAGAGACAUUUGUCUUUUGCCUUUGAUCAGAAUCAUAAAAGUGCAGCAGUGUGGCAUUGUGGUUCUAUGGAUAAAAAUGUGUCACAUGUUACCUGUACCUGGAUUGAGUAAAGCCAGGUAGUUUGGACUUGGUCUGACAUAACCCGUUGUGUCUUAAAGCUACACACGGGGUGUGUGUGUAAAAAUGCACACAUCCCCUGAAUUUCCUGCAAACCUGCAUAUCGCACUGUACACACGGAGGUAUUAUACAAUCAUUUAUUUAUGCCCUGAAUACAGUGCAUGCUCACAUGGCAACAGCUUGUGUCCUGUGAUGAUGUCACAGGGUCAUUACCACGCUCUAAUGAUCGAGUUCAGCUCUCUCAGUGAUGUCAUUCAGCCUGUGAACCGGUUUGCAAGAUGCAGUAAGCUGGUUGUCUGUGUGACGCAAGGAAUAAUUAUAGACGCACAGAUUUACAGAAUGAACCACAUUACAAACAGAUUUCUGGGUUUCUCUGUAAUGAAUAUUGAUUUAGGGCUUAAAUGUGAAUUUGUAAGGGACUCAACAGCUUGAUUAAGUGACUAAGAAUGCAAUAUGAUUGACAAUUAACAUGAAGAUGGAAGCAAAGCAUCGUUUUCUCUAGAUUCUAAGCCACUUCACGAGGAAACAUGCGCGUAUGUUAUUUCACACAUGUUCACGUGUUAUUUCACAUGAAAUGACUGUGCUUUGGUAAUAAUUUUACUGUGUUAUUCUACACAUUUUCGACAGUGCAUGGAACUGUAUGGCAAUAACAGGAAAACAUUAUUAUUAUUUUUCAGUGUUUGAAACUGAGGAGUGUAACUGUGUUUUCUUUUUUUGAUGGGGGGGGGGGUGUUAUGCAGAAACUAUGAUCAUGUUUUUCUUGUUUCACCAUAUUUAUUUGUUGCAACAGUUUCUGAGUAUUACUGAUACAUCUCUUGAAAAAUGGACCAAUAAGUCAGGAUAGUAUUUUGGAGCUUCUUGACCAAGUUCGUCUCCAAUAACAGUGAUUGUUUUAAUAGAGGGAAGCACAAUUGGAGUAUAGUAUUGUUUGUUUGCAGAUGUUCUGGAGAUGGCCGUAGAGUGAAGUGGCAGGGCAUUAGUUUAUCUGGCGAUAUUUUCAUACUUCUUUCCCUUCCUUUGGAUCUGAAUUAAUGUGAGUAUUUUUGCCCUCAAUGAGGACUGUACAGCUUUUUGUGUUGUUUUCACCUUGUGUGUACGGUUGCGCAACUAGCUUAUUUUAUUUUUGUACAGAACUAUUAAUAAUAAUUUAAGUAUUAUUAAUGGGUAAUGGCAGGAUUAUCGUGCUGCACACUGAUGUUGUCCUUGGUUUUUAUUUAUUUAUUUAUUUAUUUAUUUUUCUCUUUUUUUCUGUGCUGGAUUACAAGAAAAUGUACUGCUUGAUGUGAGACAAAAAUCUAUGUUAAUGUUUACUGAAAUAAACACGGAAACACAA